Messenger RNA from Prunus armeniaca (apricot), 672 nucleotides. The record is from the annotation of a GenBank genome assembly. Lineage: Eukaryota; Viridiplantae; Streptophyta; Magnoliopsida; Rosales; Rosaceae.
AUGACCUUUACAAUUGAGAAGGAGGUGUUUGGUGAUGAUCAUAGUACCUUCGUUUUGCCUGAAGAUAUUACACAGUUAGCAGGCAUGGAAGAAAUUGGGGCUACUGUGGUUGCAGUAUAUAUGAGGUGCCUAUUUGAUAAUUUGAAAGCUGCAAAUAUGUUCAACAUGGUUGGCUUUAUCGAUCCUGCUCAAGUUAGUGCCAACGCUAGGUCAUUAACUGAGAGAUCACGCUUGGUAGCCAAUCGACUUCAGAAGACAGAUGGUGAACAGAUUUUCAUGAUGCCUUACAAUCCAGGCCGUCAUUGGGUCUUGCUCAUUGUGAGAGCAAAGAAGGAAACUGUCUAUUUUCUGGAUCCUCUACCCGGAAAUCGAGCGGUUGAUGAGGAGGCCAAAAACAUGUUGAACAGUGCUAUCAAAAUGUAUAAUUCACACAUAGGCAGACAAGGCCGUAAAGCAACCAUUUGGAAAACUCUGUCAGGCACACCAAAGCAACCAAGCAGUGUAGGAUGCGGCUAUUAUGUCAUGCGCUUCAUGAGAGACAUCAUCAUGGAUCCUUCCCUGGAGUUUGAGAAGACGUUUGCGAAGGGAAAAGAUCAAGCUCCGUACCCCCAAGCAGCCAUUGAUGAAGUCAGGAAAGAAUGGGCAGAGUUUGUUUGCCUUCAUAUGGAGUAG